Molecule: messenger RNA, 5546 nt
Organism: Nomia melanderi (Alkali bee)
Lineage: Eukaryota; Metazoa; Arthropoda; Insecta; Hymenoptera; Halictidae
Biological process (GO): triglyceride biosynthetic process
Cellular component (GO): plasma membrane
Source: RefSeq, a predicted model, not a curated record
UAAAUCAGCUCGGCUCGAUUCCCUGGCGAAUCUCGCGAAUCCCGGAUAAUUCAUUUGCUAGUGAGGGACGGGCGGGAAAAAGAGGGCACGGCCAAGAGGAGGACAGUGCCAUCGACGGCAGCGUCUGGCUGGCGUUCUCCAAAGGGUCGGGAGGUCAGCUCAUCGAACAUAAUCGGCCAGUGCGCCGAUCAGUAGUAGCCGCGGAUUCUCCAAAACGUAACGGCGAUUUCUAUUGAAUUUCGGUCAGUCAUCCAGGAAACUGUAACAGUGAUCGAUCCGUUUCCGGUGAAUGCAACUUUGUUCAGGAGAACAGUGUUGGGUGAACACAAGGGUGAAAAAGACCACUGGGGAUCAUGAUCGCGUUCAACUUCGUGGAUAUCCUCGGUAUCUCGCUCCUGUUCCAUCUGACCAUCAGUUUGUUACUGUUGGUCCUACUGGUACCGGUCUUUCUUCUUGUUUAUCCGGUCAUGACAUGGUCGAAGCAGGCCUGGAUACGUUUCGUGAAAUGGAAAUAUCCGAACGUCGUCGUUGUGGAGGAGAACAGCAUUCGAACGAUUUUGGACCAGUUUCGUAAUCACGGCAUUUAUACUUUGCUGAUUCAAGGCCGUUCAAUCGCGGAAGGUAUUCGAGGGCAUUUAAUGCACUUGACAUCGUCCAAGAGAUUCCUGCGCGCUGGCUUGUCGACGAGAUGGGGUCUUUAUGUGUGGAAGGAUAUUGAUGGUUUUUCGGUGGACAAUCAUCUGUUGAAUUCACCAUGUUCUUUCCGAGGUCGCCCGAUUACGGAAUCAAAUAUUCAGGAGUACGUCAGCGAUCUUACGUCGAAAUUCUUUCCAUCUGGGCAACCGCCAUGGCAAGUGCACGUGAUAAAUUGUUUCAUUCGCGGCGAAGAGUGUCAAGUCUGUCUAAUAAGGGCUCAUCAUCUGCUUCUACGUCAAGAACAUCUAAUUUUGGCGGACUUUCUACCAUUAAAAUAUUCCGCCGAAAAUUGGACUUGCCAGGAGGCCGAAUCACCUUUUAUGAAUCUUUACGCUCAACCAUCAGCACUACCGAAGCUAUAUCAAAAGCUGACGGAAAGCUUUACCAAUUACUGGAACGAGUUUCUAUAUAACAAUGACCCGAACGAGCGGCCAGAGAUUCUGAAAAAGCAGAUCGGUAUAUUUCAGUGUACAAAAAUUGGCAUAAUAGUACUGGUUUGCUCGCUGAAGGAGGCGAUAAGGCGGUACCAGAAAGGGGAAAUGUCCGGGGUAUUUAAUAUCCUAUCCACCCUCCAAAAGGAAGCAUCCAAAAGGAACUUCGGGUUUAAAGUGAUCUUCCGUGCGCUACUGAAGUCCAUGAACCCCGUGAAUGCUUUCUUCGACGCUAUCCUUUGGUUCUGGUAUUUGACAGUGAUAAUAACCCUGAAGACACCUAUACUGUUUGUAACGGAACUAAAAGCUCUAAGAUCUCGCCAUAAACACCAUUAUCCAGACACGCUAACCGCUAUGCUGUGGUAUUAUCUUCCGUUAAUGUUGCAAGCUGCUAUGGAAGUGCUUUCUAUAUUUUGGAUAACGAUCAAAGCUCCGAAAAUGAUUUUGGAAGAAUUAUUUCUAAAACAUCCGCAAACCAAUCGCUUACAGACCACGUCUCCUUGCGGAAGAAAGGUGGUAGCCUGGUCGGACGAAGUGGAACUGGAAGUUCUCAGGAAAAUUUCGAAUAUAACGGGUGCUACCGAGGCUGAAAUUCUGUUGACUGCUACCGUGGAUGCUCUUAAGGAGUAUUUUCGGCACUCCAACGUCCGGAUACCGGACGAUGUUCUCGCUACUGGAAAGUUUGUCAGGCAACGAGCGAUAUUUGUGCAGAAUCACGAAGCUAAAGGAAUCUUGUGUCUCGCGUUGCCUACGAGGACACCGUUGCUCGAGGAUGAUUUGGUUGAAAUUUUACAGGUCAUCCGGAAGAAUGUGCGAGAGGCAAGAGCGAAACAGCGAGCAAUAUAUGCCAUUACUGCGGCGGAAGCGUCUAACGGGCUUAUUUCCUCUUGCUUACCUUCUCUUUUGCUAAAAGUAAUGCUAAACCAGUUGACCAGAAGGUAUUCUCUGUCUUUGACACACGUGGACGGAGAUUUACAUGUGGAAGGUGUCGAGACUGUAAUGUAUUGGAGACCACCUCAAGGCAACUGCAAUAUGUCCAUUACUCUACAUAGGUAUGGGACAGCAAUACGCAUGGGUGUGAUGGGUGAUGCGUUGAUUGGACCUGAGCAUUCUAUAAUCACUAGGACUUUCCCGAAAAGCGUGGAGAACCUUGCAGACGUGGUCGGCGUUCCCAGGCCUCCAAGUCGCAAUUCGUCUCCUAGCCCAGCUAGUCCUAACAUUUCGUUUAGACACUAGAAGUAAAGAACUUUUUUGAAAAAUAAUUUCUACUAAUUUCGGGGAAGAAAUUUGUCCUCAAACGGGAAAUACAAUCGAUAAUAAAAAUAUGUAAUUUAAAAUUCUUUUUUAAUUUCCGAAAAUCAAAGGAAGUAGAGAAAAAUAUAGAAUGUUACUUAAUUUUUAAAAAGAUUGGUUUGUAAUAUUAAUAACAGACGGAAGUUACAGCUAUAAUGUCACUUGUUACGAGUUGUCGAUAUAAUAAUUGUGUUAUUAUAACUACAAGGAGCAUGUAGGUAAAUACAUGCAUCUAUGCAGCGAUUAAAGGUUAUAGAAAAUAGCCACUGAACUAUGCAGGUAGUCGUAUAUUGUAUGUAUAUAUUUAUAUAAAUAUACACGUUCGCAUGUAUAUAUACAGACAUUUUAACAAUUUCUUUUUCUCGCAACAAUGCGCAACGUAAUACAAAGUUUGGGCAAUUGACAGAGUGUUCUAUUGUUCGUUAAGCUUGUUAACAUUUUCGACACUGCAGGUCAAGGAUUAUAUCGCAACUGUAUAACUAUAAUUGAUUAUCAUUUCAUGUUCAUUGUUUUUAUUCGAUUUUUUCGAAUAUAUUUGCCCAUCGACAUUCAAAGCUUUUAAUUCCGUAGUAACAUUAUUGGACAAUAGGAAAGAAUAUUAAAUUUUGUCGCGAAAAAUGGAAACACCCUCUUUCGUCGAAUGUAAUUCGAAUAUCGAUUCAACGUUCCUAUGAAAGAUUUAACGCUAUUAACGUAAUGUGACAAUUUGAUUGCCAUCGUUGACUAGUUUAUAUUUGGAAGCAUGUUUAUAUACCCUUCGUUAUAAUAAUGAAACUAAUUUCACAUGUACAUAAAUAUUGUUCGUAUAAUACGAUCAUUUAUACAUAUACAUAUAUUUUUAAUAAAAUAGUGUAUGCGAGAGUAUAUUCUUUUAGUGACGCUCACUCACUUACAUUCAAGAUAGUUGAGUUUUUGUCAGCAACCAUUUUACAACUUAACCACGGAAGUGGAAUUCAGAAAUUGGGGUUUAAUUUCAGUAAAUACGAUUUUUUACGGUCAUUGGCAAUUUUUGGAAAAUUAACAGAUAUAAAGAAAUUUCGUGGAGCUCGCGAUCUUUACUCAAGUAAAUGAAUAAAAGAAAAAAAAUUAUAACAUAACAGUGGUAUCAUUUUUUACCUUAAAUAAAAAACACUUUUCUCAGAUGAAAAUUAGUUUUUCACUGAUACGAGCAGGAUAAAUCUAGGCUAAACUUGUGUGCCAUUUUGUAAAAUGGUCUGUACAUUCUUAGAAAAUAUGUUUUUAUUAAACGUUAAAUGUUAUGAAAAUAUUAAGAAAAUGACUACUAUUUAUCGAUCAACCUAUACCUUUAAACGAAGCCACAAUAGCUAGAAAAAUACGUUGCAGAAAAUUCAUAGCAUCGUUUGUACCAUUAAAUUCGUCUACAUUUAAAUAUUUCGAAAAAUCUUUAAAGAAGUAUGUAAACAUUAGCUAAGUCGGUUCUUUUUUUGCAUUUUUCAAUCGCUGUAUAUAUUCUGUGAUAUUAAAUUCUAACGAAGAACGGAUUACUUGUUUUUAAUUAUUGUAAUUACGCGUUUAUGCCGCCCUGAAUACUUGUCACACAGACUUCCAAGUUCAAAAUUUUCCUAACUUUUUUUUAUUUAAAAAUGGAUACAAUCACAGUUGGGACGUUCCGUUAUAACAAUGCAGGCAUCAUUAUACCGUCUUUAUAGCCAAGUUUCAAUUCUUUGACUAGUCACUGGACAUUGCAAGGCAAAAGUGUAGAAUUGCAUAUUACUUCAAUCGAGCUCUUUACUUGAAAAGUGUCAUAAGUCCAACAUUCACAGAAAUCACGAUUUCUACAGAAAAUUUGUAAAUAGGAAAAUAUCAAACAUCAUGACCAUAUAUUAACUAAACGGAAGUUUAUUCUUAAUAAAUCAAAAAAGGUACUUUGUUCAAUUGUCAAUUGAAGGAUCUAAUUAUUGUCCAUCGAAUUCGUUUUUAAUUGAAUCGAUGAAUUCACACAACAUCGUUCGAAAGUUAGAAAUCACUUAUUUUUUGUCCUCAAAUUUAUUCUUUUUUAAGAUAAUUACUAUCGCUAAACUGCUUUACACUUACUUAUUAAUAUACCUUUGUAGUCACAUAGUUUUCUUCGAAAACUAUAAUUUCUACCGGUAGAAAUUUGUAAUUUGACCUAAUUAUUUGAAAAAUGGACGUUUACUUCAAUUCGAGUUAUAAUCGCAUUACAAGAAAAACGUAUCUUGAGUGAAUCUUCAAUGACUCUUUGUUCCAUUGUUUUGUGUGGUAAAUACCUUUUCCCAAAAUAUUUUCUUCUACUUUAAUUUAACGAAGAUGUUAAUAUUUACCUUUUAAUUGACUACCUUCUAGGUAUCGACUGGAAAUGCAAAAAAUUUCUAACUUUUGUUUGUUUUUUUCCACUAAAAAAAUGGGAAUUCAUUAAUCAUCGAGUAAGUGACCUCCAUCUUUGGAGCGGCAGUGUACGCGAGUUCAGACGCAUUCGUCGCUUCCUAGUGUAGAAAUAACCGAGAAUUAUCAGCCACUGAUUUCAGACGCUCUGAUGGCUGAUAAUGAGUACAAAGUAUAAUGCACAGUAUGACGAUUUAGUGUUUGUAAGUAGUUGGAUAAACAGCUGCUCGUAAUUUAUUGGGAAGCGGAGAUCGGCGGAAUUUUCAACUAAAUGAAGUAUAGUGCAAUUAAAUUUUGAAGUAUAAUAACUCAAAUUAUCAAAUUAUUAAAUUUUAAUUCAUUGAGUUACAUUUCCUAAUUAUUCUCAAUUAAUUAAGAUAUCAAAUGUAGUUUUACAUACUGUAUCUUUGUUCAAAGACAUAUGACAUACCAUAUUAUUUAUAUAAUAAAUUUUUAAAUUAUAAAAUAUUGUUUUAUAUGAAAUGUCUGCUUCGAAAUAGAUUCAAGUAUUCGUUUCCUUUCAUAUUUGUUUUAUUGUUCUUCUGUUCAGUUUAGUCAAUUCCGUGGUCACCGUUCUAAUCCUCAUAACACAAUUCCAAUACAAUCACUAUUCUCCGGUAGAUACCAAAAACUCAAUCAACUAUGGUUUAUCACAUUUUAAGUACUCCUACGAGACUAAUGUAUUUACAUUCACUGUAAAACGUUUCAUAAAUAUCAGCACCGCUAGUAAGUACUGUUUCCACCACUGUAUACAAAAUGUAA